GUUGCUACUCUUAAAGAUUCCCUCCAUUUUCUUUCAGUAGCCCCUUCUCUUUCUUCUCCUACUAGUAUUUAUCCCUUUCUUUCCCAUUUCUCUUCAUUUAAUUUUCUUUCUCUUCUCUCAAAACAUAUCUUCAAAAAGCUGUAGAAUACUAUAGCUAUAUUCCAUUUAUUUCUCCUUCUAUAAGCCUGUUCUAAGUUUAUGGAUAGGUGGAAUACUUCAUUGAGUGGAUUUUACAACUACCCUUUUCGAUUCUUGAAUUUUUAUCCACAAAUAAAAGCUGGUUCUAGUUGUGUUCAUGGCAAGAAUAAUAAAAAAUGGAAGCAUUCUUCUUGUUCUUCUUGGCAUAAUACUAUGUUCUUGUUUGUUAUGAUUGUGUUUUCCAUUUUCCCUAUUAUAUCAGCUGAGAAGUAUCAUUCUGAUGGGAUUAUUGUAACUCAAUCUGAUUUUCAAGCUCUCAGAGCCAUUAAAAAUGAACUAAUUGAUUUUAGAGGAAUCUUGAAAAGUUGGAAUUUCAGUGGACUUGGAGCUUGUGCUGGUGGUUGGGUAGGUAUUAAAUGUGUUAAUGGUAAAGUUAUAGCUAUACAGUUACCUUAUAAGGGAUUAGGUGGAAGAAUAUCUGAAAAAAUUGGUCAAUUACAAGCACUUAGAAAACUUAGUCUACAUGACAAUGUUAUUGCUGGAUCUGUUCCAACUUCUUUAAGUUUUCUUCCAAAUUUAAGAGGUGUUUAUCUUUUUAACAACCGGCUUUCGGGUAUGAUUCCACCAUCAAUUAGAAGAAGUCCAAUGCUUCAAACACUUGAUGUUAGCAACAAUCAACUCACUGGUAUUAUUCCUCCAAGUCUUGCAAAUUCCACAAGGUUAUACAGACUCAACUUGAGCUACAAUGCAUUUUCAGGUUCAAUACCAGUAAGUUUUACUCAAUCUCCUUCUCUUACUUUUCUUGCACUUGAACAUAACAAUCUUACUGGCUCUAUUCCUGAUACUUGGGGUGGUAAUGUGGUUGUAAACAAGUCUUAUUACCAACUUACCUUUCUUACCCUUGAUCACAAUCUUUUAUCUGGGAAAAUUCCAGUUUCAAUUAGUAGGUUAAGUAUGCUUGAGGAGAUUAAUCUUAGUCAUAACCAAAUUAAUGGGACUAUUCCUGAUGAAUUAGGUGGUCUAUCAAGGCUUACUAUUCUUGAUUUAUCUAAUAAUACCAUAAACGGAACUAUUCCUGCUAGUUUUUCCAACCUUUCAGCUCUUGUUACUUUGGACUUAAAGAACAAUCUCUUGGAUAACCAAAUCCCUGCUACCAUGUAUCGAUUGAAAAAACUUUCAGUGCUGGAUUUGAGUAACAACAAGUUCACUGGUCAUAUUCCAUCCACUAUUGGAAAUAUUUCUAGGCUCACCUCACUUGAUUUAUCUGGAAACAACUUCACUGGUGAAAUACCGAACUCUCUUGUUUCAUUGAAAAAUCUGACUUCUUUGGAUGUGUCUUAUAACAAUCUUUCUGGUCUUGUCCCAUCUCUUCUUUCGAAAAAGUUCAAUUCAAGUGUUUUUGUUGGAAACCUAGAGCUAUGUGGAUAUAGUCCAUCAACUCCCUGUGCUUCGCCGCCACCUCAAACUCUUCCUUCUUCUCCUAUUAGUGGGGCUACCAAGCCUCGUCAUCGCAAACUUAGUACCAAGGAUAUCAUUCUCAUUGCAUCUGGAGCUCUUCUAGUUGUUCUACUUCUUUUGUGCUGCUUGUUACUUUGCUGCUUGAUUAGGAAAAAGGCAAAAUCCAAAGCGAAAAACAGUAGCAAAGCUAGUGGCUUAGCUACUACCACAGGGAGAGGUGCAAAGGCAGUUCCAGCAGUAACAGGAACUGAAGCUGAAUCAGGUGAAGCUGGUGGAAAGCUAGUCCAUUUCGAUGGACCUUUCGUGUUUGCAGCAGACGAUUUGUUAUGUGCCACUGCAGAGAUCAUGGGGAAGGGUACUUAUGGGACAGCAUAUAAGGCGACAUUGGAGGAUAAUAAUCAAGUUGCUGUGAAGAGGCUACGCGAGAAGAUCACUAAGGGGCAGAAGGAGUUCGAAGCUGAGGUUGCUGAAUUAGGGAAGAUUCGACACCCGAAUAUAUUGGCUCUUAGGGCCUAUUACUUGGGACCUAAAGGAGAAAAGCUUCUUGUCUAUGAUUACAUGCCUAAUGGAAGUCUCUCAUCCUUCCUCCAUGCUCGAGGUCCUGAGACAACGAUAGACUGGCCUACAAGGAUGAGGAUUGCUAUCGGUAUAACAAAAGGAAUCUGCUUUCUGCAUACCAAAGAAAACAUAAUACAUGGGAAUCUUACAUCAAGCAACAUACUUCUUGAUGAGCAAAACAACCCAAAGAUUGCAGAUGUGGGCCUCUCCAGGCUUAUGACUACUGCUGGAAACACAAAUGUGAUUGCCACUGCAGGCACGCUAGGUUACCGUGCACCAGAGCUCUCCAAAAUCAAGAAUGCAAGCACCAAGACUGAUGUCUAUAGUCUUGGAGUGAUCAUUUUGGAGCUCUUAACCGGAAAGUCACCUAGCGAGGCAACUGAUGGUCUCGAUUUGCCACAGUGGGUAGCUUCCAUUGUGAAAGAGGAGUGGACUAAUGAAGUGUUUGAUGUGGAACUUAUGAGGGAUGCACCUAAUAUUGGUGAUGAACUGCUUAAUACAUUGAAACUAGCUUUGCAUUGUGUUGAUCCUACACCAACUGCUCGACCCGAAGCUCCACAAGUACUACAGAAAUUGGAGGAGAUAAAACCAGAGAUGAUGUUAACAGCCACCAGUUUUGGAGAUGAUGGCACAGCAGUUCAAGAAAAGAGUGAAGAGUAAAAAAAUCUGCUGAUGAAGUAUGGAAAAAGGUUUAAGAGUGGAAAAUUUUGAGCUUUUUUACUUGAUAUCUAAUCUAUUUGUUUAUUCUUUCAUUUUUUUAUCUUCCAGUUAGUGGGAUUGUUGUUUCCUAUUAAAGAUCUACUAGUAAACUGUGUAUAUAUAUACGAGCUUGUGAUUGCUGCAUAGGUUUUACUGAUGAAGAAAAACAUUUUGUUCAAUUCAUUCAUUUUAUUCAUUGUAAUGUACUAAUAAAAUAAAUGCAGUAUCUGUUUUCUCAUGAGAUAA
Messenger RNA from Lycium barbarum (goji berry), 3099 nucleotides. Its product is annotated as probably inactive leucine-rich repeat receptor-like protein kinase IMK2. The record is from RefSeq and is a predicted model, not a curated record. The coding region runs from base 199 to 2814 and encodes 871 amino acids. The transcript has 2 exons. Lineage: Eukaryota; Viridiplantae; Streptophyta; Magnoliopsida; Solanales; Solanaceae. Gene Ontology annotation, molecular function: protein kinase activity; protein binding; ATP binding. Gene Ontology annotation, biological process: protein phosphorylation.